GAGGACGGGAAGUGACUUGCUUGCCUCUGCCGCCAACGUCCGAUGGUGAUCACUCUGCAUGUGCCCACCGGAUUAUGAAGCAGCAGCCACCCAGCGAAGCAGCAAAAGCAGUAUAAUAAUCGCCUCCCGCCGCCUGCUCACCACCGCCAGCUCCACUGCCAAAUCGACACAUCAAACGCCUCCGCCAUGACCGACUCACCAUUCCAGCGCUGCCCGCUGGACGCGAAAGAACAGCCAAUCCUCGAUCGCGUGCUCAUCAUCCGCGACCACCUCUCUCUCAUGAAGAGUGAUCGUUCAACCUACAUCAAAUCCGCCGAUGUUCAGAAAUACUAUCACCAGCUCAUCGAGCAAGUCGAACUUCUCAACCGCAUACGAGAAACGAAACGUGACGAGCAAAAUCGUGUCGAUACCGUCCUCGAUGACUGCUUCCGUCUCAUCUCUUUACUGUUCCUUACUGUUGGACGUAACCGCGAAGCUCCCGCAAUCUACUCCUGCGUAAGUACCGUCGAUCGUCUGCUGAAUCAUUUGCGCGAGGCUGGCUUCUACCUUCCGGCUGAUCUGAAGAGCAUUGAUGAGCAUUUGACGAAAUGGGAGAGGAUGAUUGAGAGAGGGAGAGAUGAGUUUGGGCACAGUGAGCAGAUCCUGACAUUGUUGUCGGCGAGGAUCGAUGUCUGUAAGAGGACAUUGGAGGAAUUAAAGGUGCCGCUUUCGAAUCUGGACGGGGAUCUGAUGAAAGCUUAUCAGAAGUUGGUGAGCAUUUUGAGGAGCUUGAGCGCGUGCAAUACGAGAUCGAGAUUCCCGGAAAGAGAGGUCAAGGACUUCGAGAGACAAUUACUGGAGAUCCAGGAACAGCUGCACGCUGAACGCGAUCCACAUGAAGGCAAGACCGCGGAAGAAGUAUACGCAGAGAGGUUGCAGUUGAUUCAGGAUUGCCCGAGCUGUGUCAAGGAACCGGAUAUGGUCGUCAAAGGUCUGCUCGCAAGAUGCUUGCUGUGGGUGGAGAUCAUCCAGCAGAAGAAGGGCAAGAUCGAUCCGGAUUUCAAGGAGCUGUACGACAAGCUGCUCAAGAUCAAGACUGCACUUGAUCACAUUAACUUCACGCAGGCUUGGUCGCUGCGCGAGACUGACCUUUACGAUUUCCAACGACAACUUGAUCGCAUUGAUGAGAGCAGGGUCGAUGGAAACUUUGUGGACGCCCAGGGGAAACCAGCCGAUCUUCACGCGCAACGAACUCUGUUGUACCUGCUUCGAAAGUCCUACGCGUUGAUCUACACGUACAUUAUCUCUUCGGAGCCUGUGUCAGAAGCUCUCCUCCCCAUUUACAAUCAGCUGCAGACGCUCAAGCGAUGUCUGUUGGAAGUCAAGAAGAACGGAGGUGUCGACUCUCCUCGCGAGCUGUAUCCUUACAGCAUGAAGAUCAACAGCAUCGACAACAUGAGAAAAGACGGCAAGUUUAUGAUUGGCGACGACAUCCCCGAAGGUCAAGGCGCAGUCUCUGCUCUUCUUGCAGAAUGUUUCGAUCUGGCGUACGAGCUUCGGAAUGAAGCCGACGAGAGGAGCGAGAAUCCAGCUCCUGAAGAAGUAAAUGGCGUGGGCAUCCGCACACAGAAAGACGUCAACCCUGCUGAUCCUGACGGCGAGAGCAAAAGCGUUGCAGGCGUUGGUCUGCAGAGAACCAUGACUCGCGACGGAUAGAAUCCUUGCAGAGCACUGAAGAACUGGGGUCGACGCGAGCUGUCGAGUAGCGGGCUUUCAGGCUGCACGCAGGACAGCAGCGACUGAGGCUGCAUGAAGUCGCGGCGUCUGUUUGUUCGAGAUUGAGUAUGGCGUUGUCUGGCGUUGAACGCUAGAGGCUGGGAAUGAACUGAUUAUGCGAUACGGCAGACUUCAUUUGGAGUCAAUGGAUGAGUUGCGGUGCGACUUUACCCACUCACGACACAAUUCCCUCGAGGCAAACGAAUCUUGUGGACUGCUACUGGGCAUAUGAAUGAAAAGCAUACAGUAUGGUUUGCGAAGUUCGCAACCAGCCCAUGAGGCAUGAUUGAAGGUUAGUUGAUUAGUGGUUCUUGUAUGUAUUUUUCUGGGGUGAUGAUGAUGAUUGAGGAAGAAACGAAAUGAUAUUGUCUUUUGCUCAGGCCCCUCUAGUGAGGCUCCGGUAACUGGUUUGUGUGGCUUGUGAUAUUGUGGUACCAAGAUGGGUGCGGUGAAUGCAAGACUAUCAGCUGCUCUCGCCGGUAUCCGCACUUACAACAACAAACCACAAUCUCGCCACUGGCGAAGAACAAAACACCCACUGCGCCAUUGACUGAGGUAACGAAGAAGAUGCCACCAAAGGCAAUGAAAUCAAAGCGCUCGAAUGCUAUAAUGGCUUGCGGUCCCGACUCGAACUCGGACUCGAACUCGAACUCGCACUCCAAUACGAAGUCCCUCGAGGCUCGCCGCCAAUUCAUUGUUGGUCUUGUUGAGUAUGCACCACUAUACCACCCACCUUCGUGCGACACCGCCCGACAUUCCAAGGAGUCGAGCAUGUUCAACCCUUUUGCACAUGUCUUUCUAGUCUUUGCGCCCGAACAGACUAUCUCGCUGCUUGCCAAAGUGUGCAUCAAGGCGAGAUGGGCUCCCACACUCCUGACGAUCCCCCCGGAGCUGAGGUUGAAAAUCUACGAGUUUGCUUUCCAGGAUCACUGGGAGGAAAGUAUGAAGGGUCCGAUGUUUUCUCUCCAGUUGUGCAGCGUUCUGGGUGAACGCUGGAAAGGGGCCCCACCCAAGAAAGACGACAUCGUACGCUAUCCUCUAGAGCCUCUAAUCUUGCGCACUUGCAAGCUGUUCCGCAAAGAGGGUAUUGAAGAAUACAAGAACUUUCUCGAGAAGGCACUUGAUGUCCGGCACUUGGGGAACGAGUGGGACGAGGUUUUUGAGUUCAUGGUCAUGCGCGCUGAGUACCGUAGAUUGACAUUCCCUGGGCUCCCUCCAUCAGUCCGGGCUCUGGAGGCUAGUGCGCGCAACAUCACAGGGCGCUGGAAACAAUACGUCCGCUACGCGGAAGGCGGAAAAUGCGAAGGCUGAGCUGCAGCGUAUGCAGAGGAUUGAGCAACGUGCAAUGAGGGGUAGAGGUGUGAAAGGUCGCUAAGGGCGAUAAGACUCAGAUUUCGAGGUCGCAGAAGGACGCGGUGUGCUAUUGACGGAC
Molecule: messenger RNA, 3187 nt
Organism: Cercospora beticola
Lineage: Eukaryota; Fungi; Ascomycota; Dothideomycetes; Mycosphaerellales; Mycosphaerellaceae
Gene: CUB1
Product: Cub1p
Cellular component (GO): cytoplasm; nucleus
Source: RefSeq, a predicted model, not a curated record